Naegleria lovaniensis is the source of this 945-nucleotide messenger RNA. RefSeq lists its product as uncharacterized. Bases 1 to 945 code for a protein of 314 amino acids. The transcript has a single exon. The record is from RefSeq and is a predicted model, not a curated record. Lineage: Eukaryota; Heterolobosea; Eutetramitea; Acrasida; Naegleriidae. Gene Ontology annotation, molecular function: DNA-binding transcription factor activity.
AUGCCAUCCCAUCACUCUCAAAUACGAACGGCAACCACUGCUGCUGCUGCUGUUGCUACUAGUCCAUCUUCCAAGACUUUGAUACAAACACCUCCAAGUCAUCCUCAUCAUCAAUACGAGAAUUCCAAAGCAUCCAUGUUACCUUCCAUUCAUUCUUCUGGUUUCUUUUCUCCUCCUCAUCAUCCUUUCUAUUACAAUAAUAAUCAUCAUCAUCAUGCUCAUCCAAUACCAACCAUUAGUGCUGCUGCUGCUGGUUAUACUUGUUCGUCUCCUCGAUAUGAACCAUACAUGUAUGCAUCUCAUCAUCCUUCGAAUUCUCCAACUUUAGACACUCAUUCUCAUAGCCAACCACACCAACAUUAUGAAGAAUCGAAUUGUUCCAUUUCUAAUUCAGCUUCUUCUGCCUCUCAUUCAGCUCCUAGUCCACACGUAACGAAGGAACAGAAUAAUGGAAAGGGUAAACGAACGAGUCGAAAAUCGAGUAUUUCCUCUGGUUCUCAUACAGGUCAUGCCACAACGACGACGAGCACGGCUCAGAAUUCUGGAAUUGUAAAAAAGAAGAGAAAAACCAAGAAGAAUAAGAUUAUUAUUGCAACCUCUGAAUUGGUGAGGUGCAUGAAUUUGCCUCAAACGGUUGCAGCAAAAAAGCUGAAAGUUUCAUUGAGUACAUUGAAGAGAAGAUUUUAUGAAUUGGGAAUUGGAAGAUGGCCUGCUGUGCAAGGAGCAACGACGACCACAACAUCACCUUCUGCCAAUGUUGAAGAAGUCAAUGCAAUGACAACUGACUUGUCUUAUGUAAAUUGUGGUGAUGUGGAACCACAGCAAAAGCUUUCACUCUCGUUUAUCAUGCACAAGAAGGACUUUGCUGAACCUUCGGUAGUGGAUAAUCUAUCGAUGGUGAUUUUGAAAGUGGCCUUCACAUUGAAUACUGCUGAAGAGAAAUAA